This is a messenger RNA of Haliotis rubra (blacklip abalone), 3016 nucleotides long. RefSeq names its product NAD(+) hydrolase sarm1-like. Gene Ontology annotation, biological process: negative regulation of MyD88-independent toll-like receptor signaling pathway; signal transduction; response to axon injury. Gene Ontology annotation, cellular component: dendrite. Gene Ontology annotation, molecular function: protein binding; NAD+ nucleosidase activity; signaling adaptor activity. The coding region runs from base 175 to 2784 and encodes 869 amino acids. The record is from RefSeq and is a predicted model, not a curated record. The transcript has 8 exons. NCBI's taxonomy places the organism in Eukaryota, Metazoa, Mollusca, Gastropoda, Lepetellida, Haliotidae.
GAUGCGAGGUUGUUGUCAUAAUGACGUCAGUGAAAAAAGGUCACUUGCAUCGAGGUAUGUCGCAGUUGGAUGUAUCCCAGACAUCUACCGGUAAUUUACCGGUUUGCCUAUUUCUCUUCAAGAGAGUUAAGCUGAUGUAGUCCGGGAAGUGUGUACAGAUUUUCAAGAUCCGUAAUGGCCUCUUCAAAUAGCUGUGACCAGAGAGCAGGGACAGGCGAGAAAAGCACAAAAGUAUUUGACCCAACUCUAACUCUUGAACGUUCUCAAUCUGAUGCUAUUCUUGGAAUUCCAAAAGUGGCUGUGAAAAAGCGCACUCUUGAAGUGUCUCUGUCAGCAGACAGCGCAGAAGAAAAGAAUGAAAAAGAGGGGAGAGUGUCUGAAAGCUCUAAAGUGUACUUCGAUCUGUCGGAAGUUGGACCAGAAAAGCAUUUGGUUGAGAGCAAGGAUUUAAAGAUACGUUUGAAACUGACUCCAGCCUUAGAACCUAUCCUGCAAGAGGCUGAAGAUGAGGCUGUCCAGGGAGAGACGUACCAAGACAGGCUACUGCUAACUUGUGGCAGUGAUACGUUUGUUCCAGCAUCACCAGACAGUGAUGACUUUGGAAAUGGUGGAUCUUUCUAUGCCAAGUAUCCUCUUCGCUUCCCACAUGGAUCGUCUUUAAACAAUUACCGCCACAAUCUGAAGCUCAGUUAUCAAACACUGUCACAGAAGCUGGAGGGCUACAUCUAUGAUUUGAAAAGUUGUGAUCUGAGUACCCAGUGCACCAUUUUAGUUCAGAUACUAGAUGUGGUCAAAGAGGCAUGGGACACCCCGGUCUAUGGUCGUGAUCUAGCAUAUGGGCUUUGUGAUAUAAUACGUAUGGAGGGUCUGCUGGACAGACUAGUAUACAAUUGUGCCUCUCCUGCCAGGGAUCUCCUUUCGGCUUCUGCCAACCUGCUGGAACAGGUGAUGUCCACCAAGAACAGAGAGCGAGUUGCCAAAAUUGGUUUAGUUACUAUUGUUAAGAUGACAAAGUCUGCUGUAGGGGACAAUAUCAUAGCCAAAGCUACAACAGGCAUUCUGGAAAACUUGUUCAAACUAUCUGAAGAGACCUGCUGUAAAGUAAUAACUCUUGGAGGACUUGAUGUCAUCCUACACUGGUGCCGUUGUAGUGACAAUCAAAUCUUGAGAAGGUGUGCCAAGGCGCUGGCAAACUUAUCUCUCUUCGGGGGUGCUGAAAAUCAAGAGGAAAUGGCAAAAAGACGUGUUCCUGAAUGGUUGUUUCCUCUUGCCUUCAAUCAAGACAAUAGUGUGAGAUACUAUGCAUGUCUAGCAAUCUCUGCCUUGGUAGCCAACAAGGAGCUGGAAGCAGCUGUACUUAAAUCAGGAACUCUGGAUCUUGUUUUGCCCUUCAUCAAUAGUAACAAACCAUCUGUGUUUGCUCAGAGUGAUCUUACACACAAACAAGGCCGAGAUAAAAUUUGGUUGAAACACCUAAUUCCUUUGCUGUUUAGUAGACGCCAGGAAGCUCAAGCACUGGCGGCCUUCCACUUUGCAAUGGAAGCAACUAUCAAAGCUGAACAGGGCAGGCAAGAGAUAUUCCAUGAGAUUUGUGCUGUACAGCCUCUAAAGAAGAUAGCAGGCAGCCCUAAUGCUGUGGCCUCAAAACUAGCAGCAGAGGCUCUGAAGGUGAUAGGUGAAAAAAUCCCACAUCGUCUUUCACAGCAGGUGCCUCUCUGGACUGUUACUGAUGUCUCCUAUUGGGUCUCUCAGGUUGGGUUCAGCAAGUAUUCAAGUCACGUGGAGGAAGCUGAGGUUGAUGGUGACCUGCUGCUUAUACUCAAUGAUGACGACCUUAAGGAAGGCCUGCAGAUGAGCUCCAGCAUUGUCAGAAAGAGGUUCUUACGAGAGUUGAAAUCUCUGAAGAUCUCUGCUGACUACUCAUCAUGUGAUGCAACAGGGCUUGACCCAUGGCUGAUGAGCCUGACCCCAGACCUCUCUCAGUACACAUAUUACAUGUUACGCCAGGGGGUGGACAAGUUCAUGCUUCGCUGUCUAACAGAAGAUGAACUGAGGUGUGAAUGUGGAAUCAAUAACAGCAUCCAUCGAAAGAAAAUCAUACAGAAUCUUGAUGAUUUAUCAAGUCCUUCUUCAAGCCGACAGAAUCUUGUGAUGGCAGUUGGAGACCUUGCAUCCAGUCUUGGCAGUGGUCUAAGGGCCAAUGAUGUAUUUCUCUCCUACAGACGCUCCAAUGGGUCACAACUAGCAAGUUUGCUGAAAGUUCACCUGCAACUUCGAGGAUUCUCAGUAUUUCUGGACAUUGAUCGAUUAAGAGCGGGGAAGUUUGAUGAAAAUCUGUUAUUGAGCAUCCAUCUCUCCCGUAACUUCAUCCUCAUCCUAACACCGAACUCUCUCGACCGAUGUAUUGGGGACAACAACAGGGAGGACUGGGUGCACAAAGAAAUUGUUGCUGCUCUGGACAGCAACUGCAACAUUGUGCCCAUCAUGGAUGGUUUUGAGUGGCGGCCGCUGGACCAGCUGCCAGAUGACAUGAGAGGUGUUGUUAGAUUCAACUCUGUCAGAUGGGUGCAUGACUAUCAGGAUGCCUGUGUGGACAAGCUGGAGACUUUCCUCACACCAGGAAGUGGGGUCAACGGGGGCAAACACACGAAGCCUUUGUCCCAUCAGGCCUCCACACAGAGCAACAUGUCAUCACCAUCCCAGGAUGACGUGCACCUCCGUCCAGCAGACUGUUUGGCAAUCAAGUCACACACCAGUUCACACUCUCUGCAUGACCUUGUAUGACAAUGGCUGUUAUAGGAACUUGAUAAUGACUCUCCAUAAUCUUGAAAGCCAUACCAACUAUAAUGUAAGGAAGUACAAAACUUCAUGGUUCAUACAACCACGUGAUUUUGAGACAAUCAACUUCUUUUUACAAGGCAUAUGAGUAGAUUUUUUCAUGACAAGCUACUUGUUUAUAGAAGAAUCACACACCAAAUAAACACGACAAAAGUGUUGUCUUUUGUUGGGAAUACCA